AUGCGCAGUUCAUUGCUAAGGAAGAAAGGAGAAAAUGUCUCUAGCGAGCUUCUUACCGGCGCCGACACAGCUGUCCCAGGACCAGCUGGAGGCAGAGGAGAGGCUCCGGGCCCAGAAGUCCUACUCCACCGCCUUAGUUUCGUCCCGCAGAGAGCCUCCUCCGUACGGUCACAGGAAAGGCUGGGUGCCACGCUCACUUGAGGACUUUGGAGAUGGAGGAGCUUUCCCAGAGAUCCAUGUGGCCCAGUUUCCUCUGGAGAUGGGCAGAAAGAAGAAGACAUCCAACGCUCUGGCAGUGCAAGUGGAUGCAGAGGGAAAGAUCAAAUAUGAUGCCAUUGCCAGACAAGGACAGGGGAAAGAUAAGGUGAUCUUCAGUAAGUACACCGACCUGCUUCCAAAGGAGGUUCUGAAUGAAGACACUCCAGAACUACAGAAGCCUGAUGAGGAGGCUGUACGAGAGCUGACAGAGAAGACCCGUGCUGCCCUGGACAAGCAGGUGUCUCAAAAAAUCGCUGCUGCUAUGCCUGUCAGAGCUGCAGACAAACAGGCUCCCGCACAAUACAUCAGGUACACCCCAUCCCAGCAGGGAGUGGCUUUUAACUCAGGGGCCAAACAGAGAGUGAUCCGCAUGGUGGAAAUGCAGAAAGACCCCAUGGAGCCGCCGCGAUUUAAAAUCAACAAGAAGAUUCCUCGAGGACCUCCUUCUCCCCCGGCUCCUGUCAUGCAUUCACCAAGCAGAAAGAUGACUGUCAAGGAGCAGCAGGAGUGGAAGAUUCCUCCAUGCAUCUCGAACUGGAAGAACGCCAAGGGUUACACCAUUCCUCUCGACAAACGUCUGGCUGCUGAUGGCAGGGGUCUCCAAACGGUUCACAUCAACGAAAACUUUGCAAAGCUGGCUGAAGCCCUCUAUAUUGCUGACAGAAAGGCCAGAGAGGCGGUGGAGAUGCGAGCCCAGGUCGAGAAGAAGAUGGCUCAGAAGGAGAAGGAAAAGAAGGAGGAGAAGCUCAGGGAGUUGGCUCAAAUGGCGCGAGACCGCAGGGCAGGGAUUAAAAGUCACGGCGGCGACAAAGGUGGCGAGGACGGCGAGGCCAGGGAGCGUGAUGAGAUCCGCCAGGACAGAAGGAAAGAGAGACAGCACGACAGGAACAUUUCCCGGGCUGCUCCUGAUAAGAGGUCGAAGCUGCAGAGAGAUCAGGACAGGGACAUCAGCGAGCUCAUCGCUUUGGGCAAACCCAACCCUCGCUCCUCCAGCGAGGCUCAGUACGACCAGCGUCUCUUCAAUAUGAGCAAGGGUAUGGACAGUGGAUUUGCCGGCGGUGAAGAUGAGACAUACAACGUGUACGACCAGCCGUUCCGCAGCGGCAGAGACAUGGCCUCCAACAUCUACAGGCCCAGCAAGAACAUAGACAAAGACACCUACACGGAUGACUUUGAAACACUCAUGCGCGACAACAGGUUUGCUCCAGACAAAGAGUUCUCAGGCGCCGACCACACGCAGAGGAGAGAAGGGCCGGUCCAGUUCGAGGAGGAUCCCUUCGGUCUGGAUAAGUUCUUGGAGCAGGCCAAGCAGCACGGCGGCUCCAAGAGACCGUCCACUAGCAACCGCUCCAAGGACGACUACCACGACAAGAAACGCAGGAAGGAGUGAGAGUCCACGUGAAUCAGACGACGAGGAGCUAGUCGCUGCUGCUGCUGCUUCUUCUCAGUGGAUGAGGAAAGAAGGUGCAAGAUCGUGUAAAAUUCU
Messenger RNA from Stegastes partitus (bicolor damselfish), 1744 nucleotides. RefSeq names its product SNW domain containing 1 (gene snw1). The coding region runs from base 35 to 1648 and encodes 537 amino acids. Lineage: Eukaryota; Metazoa; Chordata; Actinopteri; Pomacentridae. The transcript is spliced from 14 exons. The record is from RefSeq and is a predicted model, not a curated record. Gene Ontology annotation, cellular component: spliceosomal complex. Gene Ontology annotation, biological process: mRNA splicing, via spliceosome.